This is a messenger RNA of Mesorhabditis belari, 669 nucleotides long. NCBI's taxonomy places the organism in Eukaryota, Metazoa, Nematoda, Chromadorea, Rhabditida, Rhabditidae. The record is from the annotation of a GenBank genome assembly.
AUGGUGAAGAAGUUCGGCAUCCCAAUCACCGUGCGGGAACAGUUGCGGCUGAAUGGUGUGAUGAAUGUGUCCCUCUUUCUCCACACCGAACUCGUCCUCCGCCCAAUCGCUUAUGAGUGGUUGUUCCCGAUCACCGCAUUGCCUCCAUGGUUUCCCCGGGUUCUCUACGCUACGCAGGUGAUCCUCAAAAACAACAUCUAUCUGAUCUACAUCCCGUCGGCGAUCAAUCGUUUUACCGCUUUCUACUAUCCAAUCAAACAUCAACAUAUCUGGGGUUGCGCGAGAUUCCGGGUGCUUUUCUUCCUCGUGUGGACGAUCUCCACGAUUUUCGCUUUGCCAAGCAUUCUCUCGGAUUCGGCUCAAUUCGUUCGAGCUCACGACAAUGGACCGCUUGAUUUGAUCGCCUUUGAUCAAUUGAUCGGCGAAACCCUCUCGUUUCUCCUCUCGUUGACGGCCGUCAUUGUGACAACAUCGCUUUCGAUCGCUUGUCUCCUCAAAUAUCGUUCCAUGCACUUUAGAGUCAAUCGAAAUCUCUACGAAUGCCAACUCUUUCUCACCUCCCUCACCGCCUAUCCUCCAUUUCUCAUCUACACGAUUAAAAGCGUCCUCGAAUUGGUCUCCUCCUUCACCGGAAAUGAAUCGAUGAAGCAAACCUAUUUGAUCACCUGG